Molecule: messenger RNA, 2709 nt
Organism: Labrus mixtus (cuckoo wrasse)
Lineage: Eukaryota; Metazoa; Chordata; Actinopteri; Labriformes; Labridae
Gene: mettl25b
Product: methyltransferase like 25B
Exons: 8
Coding region: 237-2093 (618 amino acids)
Biological process (GO): rRNA modification
Molecular function (GO): rRNA (adenine-N6,N6-)-dimethyltransferase activity
Source: RefSeq, a predicted model, not a curated record
CAUCCUCCAUUUGAAGCUGUGGUUAGCUCUUGGCUAAUUGCUUAGCGUUCAAACCUGGUUCAAACACGCAUUAAUAGAUUUUUAAAAAGCGGGGUUUGCUUUAUAUGUGGAGAUGUUCUCUAAUCCGGACCUUCUGCGGUAGGUUAGUUAACGCAUCACCUAUCUUUGAAACACUCACCUGGAGAAACAAACUUAACGCAGCAUUAACAAGUUAACUGGAGUUAGCAUUAGCUCCCAUGUUGGUCCCCAUGUCAGUGAAGAACUCCACACCGAGCCGGACCCAUCAGACCGGGGCCCCUCAGAACCCUCCGACCCGGACCCAUCAGACCGGGGCCCCUCAGAACCCUCAGACCCCUCAGACCCGGACCCAGGAGCAGCAGAGAGCCCACGCCAAAAGACUCACCUGGUUCCUGUCUCAGUACUCCCACCUGUCCGACUCCUUUAUUAUCGAGUUUUUCACUGAAGAUCUGUGGCACACCUUACCUGAGUCGUGGCAGUCGGCGCUGAACCACCUGUCCUAUCGGCAGACUGCAGAGCUGCUACUGGAUGCUGCUCAUGGAGAGGAGAGGAGAUAUCCACUUGUGUGGCCUCUGUCUCUCUUGGCGUUUCGGGCCUCAGCUCACGCUCUGGCAUUUCCCAGAGAGUGCAAAAAGCAGCAAGGCAGGGCGAGUGGCUCGCCGAAACCCGACGAGUUUCUGGAAAAUCAAAGUCAGAGCUCGCUGCUGGGACACGCUUUCAGGAAACACGUCAAACCCAAGAAACAGCACGAGAUCCGCCAGCUAGGCACGCGGGUGAAGCAGCUUUGUGAGCAGACUGGCUGCAGCAGAGUCGUGGACGUGGGCUCUGGACAGGGUCAUCUGUCUCGCUUCCUGUCCUUCGGGCUUGGAUUGUCUGUGACGGCGAUUGAAGCUGAUCGAACCUUGGUUACCAUGGCGACAAAGUUUGAUGGACAGUUACUGUUGGCCUUAGAGAAGGAACGCCAGAAAAAGAAAUGUUCCUCUCUUGUCCCAGCAUCACAGUCGCCUCCUCGCCAUGUGGCAGGUUGGGUAAACCCCAAGGCAUCAUGGAAGGACUUCAUGAAGCAGCUGAGUACUGCAGAGUGUGUCAGAGACCAUCCUCAAACACCAUCUGGACCCAGCAAGAAGAGACUGCGGGGCUCUGAGCAAGAUGAAUAUUCUGAUGAGGUCCAGACUCUGUCAUGCCCGGGAUCCACAAGAUCUGAAUCUUACUCUCUGGACUUUGAUAUGACGUCACAAAACGAGUGUGAAGACAGCUCCUGCUGCAUGCGUAUGCAGACACUCUGUCAGGAGGGUGAACAUCCUGACUCAAACCAACUUAGGGGAUAUCCAGACUUUGUCCUGACUGGUCUUCACGCCUGCGGUGACCUCAGUGCAACCCUCCUUCGCCACUUUGUAAACUGCCCUCAUGUACGCGGCAUCACCUCUGUGGCGUGUUGCUACAUGAAAAUCACAACCAAAGAAAACCCCACCCCACCAGGACUUGUGGAACAGCCAGCUUUGCUGACACCAAGCCAGGACUCCCCUCCCUCAGAGUUCGGUUAUCCUAUGAGCUCGUGGGUGCGAGGGCUGCCGGGUCAUCGACUGUCCUAUAAGGCGCGGGAGGGGGCAUGUCACGCUAUCGAUGACUACAUACAAAGACUUCGGGAGGAAAGCGAGCUGCUGAGGACGCACUGUUAUCGGGCCGCACUGGAGGCUUUCAUCAGGGUUAAAAUGCCGGAUCUGCGCAGGGCGGGUAUCCAGACAAUUAAGAAAGCACACCUAUUACCGUUUACAGAGUACGCUCGUCUGGGCUUUGCUCGUGUUGGCCUGCCUCCUGGGUUGCCUUUGGACCCGGAGCGGGUGGAGGCCAUGUUGAAGCAGCAGGGGCGGGUGGUGGUGUACUUCAGCCUGGUCCUGCUGCUGGCUCCUGUGGUGGAGACGCUGGUCCUGCUGGACAGGAUGAUCUACCUGCAGGAGAACGGCAUGGACAGUCAGCUGGUUCCUCUCUUUGACCCAAACUUAUCUCCAAGAAACAUUGUGCUGGUGGCUCUGAAGACUCGAGGAUGUCCAAUUACGGCAACUACCAAAGUCUAGCUCUGUUUGUUUUAUUAACAAAACAAGGAAGUCUUAAUGUUAAUUCUUUGUAUUUGCCUUCUGUUUUUAGUAAUAUUAAUAAAAAAUUCUUGUUGGAUGUAAACCCUCUCAUUUCUUAUUUAAUGAGAAUGAAAACUGGAACCCUUUUCAGAUUCUUCAGUGCAGGAACAAGCUCUCGUGUCAAAAUGUCCAAACAUCAGGAUUUAUUGACCUCAUGCACUCUUCCCCUCUGAGUUUCCAGGUGAUGCACGUACGCUGUCAUGCCUUUUUUGUUUCUUCUUCCAAUUUUCUUUUUAUUGGCAUCCAGAAGUUUUACAAGAAUGAACAAAAACCUUCAUGUCUUGUCCCUUUAACCAUGUUCACAGCAUCACAGAUUUCAGUGCAUUAUGUUAAAGCACACCAUUCUUUUAACUUACAGCCUUUUUUGUUUCAAUAACAUGCUCCGGAUUCUGCAUGUCCCAACAUGUGUUUUGUGGUUUGACUUGUUAUUUUGAUUUAAAUAUUCACCUCCUCUUUGUAAAGCACGAAUGUGCUCUGUUUAUCUGAAACACAACGCAAUAAAGAAAACUCAAAUCAAAUCAAAAAAGUGUUUGCACUGAAUUGGAUGUUAGACUGC